Messenger RNA from Oncorhynchus gorbuscha (pink salmon), 1512 nucleotides. RefSeq names its product ADP-ribosylation factor-like 5A (gene arl5a). Lineage: Eukaryota; Metazoa; Chordata; Actinopteri; Salmoniformes; Salmonidae. Gene Ontology annotation, biological process: vesicle-mediated transport; intracellular protein transport; protein localization to Golgi membrane. Gene Ontology annotation, molecular function: GTP binding; GTPase activity. Gene Ontology annotation, cellular component: trans-Golgi network; cytoplasm. The coding region runs from base 363 to 902 and encodes 179 amino acids. The transcript has 6 exons. The record is from RefSeq and is a predicted model, not a curated record.
GAAUCCAUCCUCACUGGACCGACUGUGGAGAGAGUGCAGUUUAGAGUAGGCGUGCGUCAGUGUUGACGACCGCACUCCAGCGGACCAAGCAAGCCAGCUAUCAUUGUAUUAUCUAGAAAUAAAAUGUAAACCGCGUCCUGUAAUUCUAUGUCGACCAUAAAGGCCUUUGUACAAAGAUGAAAACGUUGUCAAGAAGCGUUGACAUUACUGGUUUCUUUUUCACCGUCAAAUAUUGCCAAGUGUGAUACUGACAGCAGCAUUGCCUGGCUAGCGCAUUAGCAACAUCGUCAGGAAUUCGCUAUAGCCUAGUUAAAUUAAUUGGCCGUAGGUACUGGUAGUUGUCCAAAGGCUCCGCAACAGCCAUGGGAAUACUUUUCACCAAGCUAUGGAGGCUUUUCAAUCAUCAAGAGCACAAAGUUAUUAUUGUGGGCCUGGACAAUGCGGGGAAGACCACCAUACUUUACCAGUUUUCUAUGAAUGAGGUGGUCCACACGUCUCCUACAAUAGGCAGCAACGUGGAGGAGAUAGUGGUGAACAACACGCACUUCCUGAUGUGGGACAUAGGAGGACAGGAGUCACUGAGAUCCUCCUGGAACACGUACUACACUAACACAGAGUUUGUGAUCGUAGUGGUGGACAGCACAGACAGAGAGAGAAUCUCUGUCACCAAAGAGGAACUCUACAGAAUGCUUGCACAUGAAGACCUGAAGAAGGCAGGCCUGCUGAUUUUUGCUAACAAACAGGAUGUAAAAGGCUGUAUGUCUGUGGCUGAGAUCUCCCAGAGCCUGCAGCUUACCUCAGUCAAAGACCACCAGUGGCACAUCCAAGCCUGCUGCGCCCUCACUGGAGAGGGGUUGUGCCAGGGCCUGGAGUGGAUGAUGUCACGACUGCGGGUUAGAUGACCUUUGACGCUGAUCAACAACAACAGUGUGAUGUUCCUUUCUUCUCUCUACACCUUCAGUCCUGAGGGAUUGGGUGGUUUACAGGCGGCUCUUUUCCUCUCCAUGAGACUGACUUGACCCGGUUGGUCAGACUCCCUACCGGCCAGGAUGUUGUUUUUCUGCUGCGUGUUUAUUUAUUUCUACAGAACACUGAUCUGCUCUGACUGAGAACUGUGAACAACCAGAACUGUACCACUCUACCAUUUCAGGAUCCAUUCUGGAAAGAAAAACGAAACAAAAGACUCUCUAUUUAAUUUCUGAAUCUGCACGCUUGGUUUUCAUACUAUAAGAAAAAGGAAUGCUUGGGACAGCUCAGAUUUAACAGGAGUCGUCUUUAGUUGUGUGUGAGUGGGCUUGCCUACCCAGAGUGGCCUUGUUGCAGUAUUGUCAGAUGGCCUGAGGUGGUGGUAUUGCCCUGUGUGUACAGUCCAGUAUUUACAUUACAUCUGCAUCCCAAAUGGGAUAUAUAUAUCAGCAAAAAAGAAACGUUCUCUCACUGUCAACUGCGUUUAUUUUCAGCAAACUUAACAUGUGUAAAUAUUUGUAUGAACAUAACAAGAUUCAACAACUG